Molecule: messenger RNA, 526 nt
Organism: Micromonas pusilla CCMP1545
Lineage: Eukaryota; Viridiplantae; Chlorophyta; Mamiellophyceae; Mamiellales; Mamiellaceae
Exons: 3
Coding region: 36-446 (136 amino acids)
Biological process (GO): mitochondrion organization
Cellular component (GO): mitochondrion; nucleus
Source: RefSeq, a predicted model, not a curated record
CGAAGGCUCGAGAAGAGACCGAACUCCUCACAGAAAUGGGUCGUCGACGCGGUGGCGGCGGUGGCUUCGGCGGUGGUCGCCCUCGCGCGCCCCCUCCUCGCCCGGCCUCGAGCCACGGCAACGCUCCCCCCCCCGCGGCGCAGCAGCGCCAAAGCGGCGGCAGCAUGAUGGGCGGCUUGGGAUCGAUGGUCAUGCAAGGCAUGGCUUGGGGCACGGGAAGCUCCAUCGCCCGCCACGCCGUCGGCGGCGUCUUGGGCAGCGGCGGCGGCGGCGCCCCCGCGGAGGAGGCUGCUCGACCUAUGCAAGACGCGGCGCCCGCGCGGAACCCGUGCGCGACGCAGAUGAAAGCUUUCAGCGCGUGCCUGGAGCAGAACGUGGACGACAUCAACAAGUGCCAGGUGUACGUGGACAUGCUCCAAGCGUGCAAGCGCGGGGAUUUGGCGUGAUCGAGACGCGCGGUGUGUGUAGUCGACUGGCGGACAGUCCGCCGACGCGGCGUGUGUUGUGUAAGAACAAAAACCAUGAA